AUGAUUAUUAAUAUAUUAUACCCAGUUUGUGUUACCAUGAUAAUAGUUGUUUUAGCAAUAAGAUCAAUUUCAAAUUUUAAAAAUGGAUCUUCAACAGUUACUUUAACGAGCUCGCUGGAUAAUUCAGAUGGGGCAGGUUCUUCAAACGCAGGUGGGGCAGAUACAAUGGUUUUCGAUUCUCUUGUAAACUCUUUAAUUUUUUUAGCUGUCAUAAUAUUAAGUACAACUAUUAUGGUAGUUUUAUAUAAAUUCAAAAUGAUGAAAGCACUAUAUGCUUGGUUAAUGGGAACAUCUAUUCUUUUAUUAGGGGUUUUUGGUGGUUUUUUGUUUUUAGUAAUGUUAGCAUAUCUUAAUUUAGGACUAGAUUAUAUUACAUUUGUUAUUGUAGUUUGGAAUUUCAGUGUUGGUGGUAUUGUAUGUAUAUUUUGGUAUGCCCCAAAAAUAAUGAAUCAAGGAUAUUUAAUAAGUAUUAGUGUUUUAUUGGCAUUAUUUUUUUCAAGACUUCCAGAUUGGACUACAUGGGGAAUUUUAACUGUAGUUUCAAUUUAUGACAUCUUCGCAGUAUUAUGUCCUGGUGGACCAUUAAAAAUUCUAAUUGAAACCGCUCAGAAAAGAGGAGAAGAAAUACCCGCAAUGGUAUAUAAUGCAAGUGUAUAUGUUGAAUCAAAUGUAGACUCUCAAUCAGAAUCUUCACAAAAAAGAAAGCAAUCAAUUAGAUUAGGAUUAGGUGAUUUCGUUUUCUAUAGUGUUUUAAUUGGAAAGGCUGCUUCAUAUGAAAUUAUUACUGUUUUCACUGUUUUUAUUUCUAUAAUCACUGGUUUAUUUUUAACAUUAUUUUUAUUGGCUGUUUUUAAAAAAGCAUUACCUGCUUUACCGAUGAGUAUUAUUUUAGGUAUUGGUGUAUUCUUUUUAACAUUUAAAAUAUUAAUACAGUACAUAUAUUUCUUGGGAUCAAAUCAAAUUUUUGUAUAG
This is a messenger RNA of Dictyostelium purpureum, 972 nucleotides long. RefSeq lists its product as uncharacterized. Lineage: Eukaryota; Evosea; Eumycetozoa; Dictyosteliales; Dictyosteliaceae. The record is from RefSeq and is a predicted model, not a curated record. Gene Ontology annotation, biological process: protein processing. Gene Ontology annotation, molecular function: aspartic endopeptidase activity, intramembrane cleaving. Bases 1 to 972 code for a protein of 323 amino acids. The transcript is spliced from 5 exons. Gene Ontology annotation, cellular component: nucleus; membrane.